CCCUAGCCUUUAUUAUAGCGGCGAAGGUCACCUUCUUCUCCUUUCUCUCACCCUCUCUCAGCUCCGAUUCAGAUAUUUUGAAGGGAAAGAAAAAUCUUUCGCCAUGAGCAAGUUGCAAAGUGAUGCCGUGAGGGAAGCAAUCUCCCAAUUAAUGGGGGAUUCUAAGGAGAAGAACCGCAAGUUCACUGAGACCAUUGAGCUUCAAAUUGGGCUGAAGAACUAUGAUCCCCAGAAGGACAAGCGUUUCAGUGGUUCAGUCAAAUUGCCUCACAUUCCACGCCCUAAGAUGAAAGUAUGCAUGCUUGGUGAUGCUCAGCAUGUGGAGGAGGCUGAAAAAAUUGGCAUGGAGUAUAUGGAUGUUGAGGGGUUAAAGAAGCUCAACAAAAACAAGAAGCUGGUGAAGAAGCUUGCAAAGAAGUACCAUGCUUUCUUGGCAUCUGAAGCUGUAAUUAAACAGAUCCCUCGUCUCUUGGGCCCUGGUCUUAACAAGGCAGGCAAGUUCCCAACCUUGGUGACACAUCAGGAGUCCUUGGAGACGAAGGUUAAUGAAACAAAGGCUACUGUAAAAUUUCAGCUUAAGAAGGUCCUCUGUAUGGGUGUUGCUGUUGGUAAUGUUGCCAUGGAGGAAAAGCAGAUCUUCCAGAAUGUUCAAAUGAGCGUGAACUUUCUGGUAUCAUUGCUGAAAAAGAACUGGCAGAAUGUGAGGUGCCUAUAUCUCAAGACAACAAUGGGAAGGCCUAUUCGGGUCUUUUAACUUGGAAUUGUGUCUUUUGUAUUCUUUAUUUAAGCUCUAUAGGUAGACAUUGCACAAUCAGUCUUGUACUCUGCCAUUGUCUAGAACCAUUUUUGUUUCGAUGUCCUCGUGGAUUUCCCUGUUAUUGUUCAAGGCUUAUCACUGGGUAUUUGGAUUUGUUGAGAUUUUUGAUAUCAGUCUCUCUUUGAUUUCAUU
Messenger RNA from Ipomoea nil (Japanese morning glory), 949 nucleotides. RefSeq names its product 60S ribosomal protein L10a. Gene Ontology annotation, molecular function: structural constituent of ribosome; RNA binding. NCBI's taxonomy places the organism in Eukaryota, Viridiplantae, Streptophyta, Magnoliopsida, Solanales, Convolvulaceae. The transcript has 6 exons. Gene Ontology annotation, cellular component: large ribosomal subunit. Gene Ontology annotation, biological process: translation. The record is from RefSeq and is a predicted model, not a curated record. Bases 104 to 754 code for a protein of 216 amino acids.